UAAUUCUCUUGGGAUUGUUUACAAUAUCACCGCAGUGGCGAAGCACAUACAAAACUUGUUUAAUAUCAUUGAUUACAAUGGAAGAAGAGAGUGCCCCCAAUAAUGAGAAGAAGGCAAAGAGAGGAGGUCACGAUGGAUUUAUAUCAAGUGGUGAUGAACUGGAACCAGAACAGCCAAUGGAUGUUUCUGAUGCUGUAGAACUAGUUAUUGUUGAUCCAGGUGCACUGGAUGUUGAUUUCAACCAUGGACGUAUUGCAAAAAUAGAGAAUCUUGAAGGACUUACACAAGUGGAGAAUUUAUGUUUAAGACAGAAUCUGAUCACUAAGAUUGAAGGUUUGUCCACCUUGACAACUCUAGUGGAUCUAGAUUUAUAUGAUAACCAGUUAACCAAGAUUGAAAAUCUAGACUCACUAGUUAACUUGACAAGUUUAGACCUGUCUUUUAAUCGUUUAACAAAGAUUGAGAACCUGGACAGUCUUGUAAACCUGAAAAAACUGUUUCUUAUCCACAACAAGCUUACAAAGAUAGAAAAUGUAGACCAUCUUGUCAACCUAGAAAUGUUAGAACUUGGCUCUAACAGAAUUAGGGUGAUUGAGAAUAUAUCUAACCUGACAAAUCUGACCAGUCUGUUUAUUGGGAAGAAUAAAAUCACCAAGUUAAAAGGUGUAGAAACACUCGUCAAUCUACGCACUCUGAGCAUGCAGACAAACAGAAUUGUUAAAUUAGAAGGGCUUGAUACAUUGGUGAAUCUUGACGAAUUGUACCUCGCAGAUAAUGGCAUUGAGAAAAUUGAAGGGCUGGAUAAAAAUACAAAGUUGACUACGCUUGAUUUAGCCAACAACAGAAUAUCACAGAUAGAGAAUUUGCAGCACCUGGUAGAACUACAGGAAUUCUGGUUUAAUGACAAUAAGGUGAGCUCCUGGAAGGAAAUCGACUCUCUGACACUGCUGAAAAAGCUUGAGACUGUCUACCUCGAAAGGAAUCCGAUAUAUUAUGAUGCCAGUAACCCUCUUAAAGCUGAUGCCAGUUAUAGAAGGAAAAUCAAAUUGGCGCUCCCAGAAAUCAAACAGAUAGAUGCAACAAUGGCACAGAGUAUGGUCGGCUGAACACAUUCCGGCAUUUUGAAUGAUAUUUGAGUGUUUUAAAAAUUCUCAGAGUGCUCUUAGUUUUAAUGUAGUUAUUUAUAGAUUCUUAGAAUCUUUGACCCACCAGGAACAGCAAUACUGAAAGAAGUAUAAAGUCAAAAUGUUUAUACACUACCACUUUAUUGCUUGCACACUAACAAUGUCAAACAUGCAAAGUAGAGUAUGGCAUUUCCAUAAAGAAGAGAGUUUUCAAAAUAUUCUGAUAUGCUCUAUAUGAAGUUUUAUUGUAGAAUAUAUAUUUAUUACACUGUACAGCAGGAUUUGAAUUUAAUGCUGUAUUUAACAUUUUUACUACUUGAAAGAAUAAAGCCGGAUUAGACUGAGAGCAUACUUAAUAUCUUUGGAUAAUCAGUUAAAAAUUCAUUUAGCAAAUAUCUUAUAUGUAUAGAAUUCAUCUGUAAAUGUUCGUCAUUAGGUCACCCAUUCCCAAGAUAUUUUUGUUGCUCUUUGCUGAUAUUAACUACCUUGAAGUCAUUUCCUAUCAGAACAAUGUGUGUUAUAAAGCUUGUGCUUGUGCCAUUAAAUUUUAUCUGAAAUUUACACAGUAACUUAAACAUUUGAUAAUUGCUUCAGUUGUACCUUUUUCAGACAAUUCAGUUUGAAGAACUUAUUUUUGAAUAUAGGAAUAUGAAAAAGAGGAAAAGAGACACUAAAUUGCGCAGCACAUUCACAGUUGCCUUACAAAAGCUUAAUGUAUGAUUAUUUACCUGUGUUAACUGAAGUUCAGGUUAGGUUCAUGACUUCAUCCUAAAAUUUCAUGCUUACAAGGUUUUGGAGUUAUCUUAUUGCUUUUUGUCCAUUCAUACUUUUCCUAAUUGUAUAUUCCUUUGUACAAGACGUUCUGCAAUUUUAGCUGAUAUUAUUUUACUGACCUUGCCAUAAAAUUGGAUGAGAGGAAAGGGUUUAUACUUUAACGUUUUGAAACUACAAAUGUAAAUGUAAGUUUAUUUAUUCUUGUAAGAAAAUGUAUGGGUAUGAAAUAAAACGAUACAUAUGUGCCAAAUUCCUUUUUUACUGCUUUUGUCAGGGGACAUGUCAAAUAGAACAAUUUCUUCAUAACAAGACUUAAGAAUUUCAGUAUUAUUUUUGCAGUUUUUUAUGUGUCAACAUACAUUGUUUAAAUGUGAUACUUAUCAAACAUGUAAAGAUACAUGGAUUCGAAGGCAUGAAUUGAAUUCAGUAAUACUUUAUACUCUUACUGAAUGGUAUGCUGAUCUGUAGCCAGGCAAUAAGUGCUUUAUUACAUGCCAUCAAAAUAGGUUUUCACAGAUUGUUUUUUUUUUUAACUUUCCACUUUCGCCUGGCAGACACAUGUUGAAUAUAGUAGAUAUAAACUGUAGAUCUGCAAUUUACAUAAGGAGUGAAAUAAAUUAUUAACAUGGACCUUAAUUUUAUACUUUACAUAAAUCAUAAAAAGAUGGACUAUUAUUGUGUCAUAUCCUUUCUGAUGGUAAUUUAACAAGUUAAAACUAAAUUAUUAAUAACGAAUCAUUUUCACAUGGUUUGUGAGAUAUGUAUUUGUUUUAAGAAAUCAAAGAAGAUGGAUGAUCUGUGAGAUUAUAUGAUAAUCAGAGAACAAAUAUCUACAUAAACUAACAGAAAGAUUCUUAUAAAUGCCUUUGUUUUAUAAUUCUUCUAAAAAGGUUGAGUAUUUACAUGUUGAAAACAUUUUUAGGCAUGUUAUUACAUAGAAGUUUCUCGAUAUAUAUUUAGAAAAGAUAUAAUCUUUAUCAUUAUUAAAGUGUCUUAUCCUGAGUUUGGUAAUUUUUAUGCCCCCGAAGGGAAGCAUAUAGUUUUUGAACCGUCUGUCCGUCUGUCGGUCUGUCAGUCUGUCGGUCUGUCAGUCUGUCCGCAAUUUUCGUGUCCGGUCCAUAUCUUUGUCAUCGAUGGAUGGAUUUUCAAAUAACUUGGCAUGAAUGUGUACCACAGUAAGACGACUUGUCGCGCGCAAGACCCAGGUCCGUAGCUCAAAGGGCAAGGUCACACUUAGACAUUAAAGGACAGUGCAUUGAUGGGCGUGUCCGGUCCAUAUCUUUGUCAUCGAUGGAUGGAUUUUCAAAUAACUUGGCAUGAAUGUGUACCACAGUAAGACGACGUGUCGCGCGCAAGACCCAGGUCUGUAGCUCAAAGGUCAAGGUCACACUUAGACAUUAAAGGAUAGUGCAUUGAUGGGCGUGUCCGGUCCAUAUCUUUGUCAUCGAUGGAUGGAUUUUCAAAUAACUUGGCAUGAAUGUGUACCACAGUAAGACGAUGUGUCGCGCGCAAGACCCAGGUCCGUAGCUCAAAGGUCAAGGUCACACUUAGACAUAAAAGGAUAGUGCAUUGAUGGGCGUGUCCGGUCCAUAUCUUUGUCAACCAUGGAUGGAUUUUCAAAUAACUUGGCAUGAAUGUGUACCACAGUAAGACGACGUGUCGCGCGCAAGACCCAGGUCCGUAGCUCAAAGGUCAAGGUCACACUUAGACGUUAAAGGUCAUUUUUCAUGAUAGUGCAUUGAUGGGCGUGUCCGGUCCAUAUCUUUGUCAUUCAUGCAUGGAUUUUAAAAUAACUACGCAUGAAUGUGUGGCACAGUAAGACGACGUGUCGCGCGCAAGACCCAGCUCCGUAGGUCGAAGGUCCUAAACUCUAACAUCGGCCAUAACUACUCAUUCAAAGUGCCAUCGGGGGCAUAUGUCAUCCUAUGGAGACAGCUCUUGUAUUUUCCUUCGCUUCAUAUCUAUUUUCUUAAGAAAGGAAAUAAUGAAAUAAUAUUUUUAAGUGUACAUGAAAACUGGUGAGUUGAUAUUUAUGAGGUCUCUUUGGCCAGAUGGUUAACGUCUCUGACUUGACCUUCACCUAAGGGUUAGGGUCCUACUCAAGCUGUCAUUGGAGGAAGCCGCUCAGCUGGCUUGCAGAAGAUCAGUGGUUCUACCGAGUUUCUUGCCCAAGCCUGAAAACUGCCUUGAGGGUACUGCAGUGUGUUGUUCUGACUUAAACCCAACAAAAUAAGCAAACGUUUAAUCAAGAUGAUUUCAUUUUUACCAAAAAGGUGAAAAAGUCACGUUGAAAGUAAUGGCAAACAUCUCUUAACUGAAGUUCACGACUGUGUAUUAUGAAAUUGUUUUCAAAUUAGAACUUGUCACAUUGCUGCAGUGUGAAAGCUAAGGCCAGUAUGUGAAAUGAGAACUGCCAUUACCUGUUGGCUUCAAUAUUUAGUCUAGAUCUUGUUGUAACUGGAAAUAUGAGUGGAAAAAGUGCUAUAUGCAGGUUAGUUUUAUUAACCGCAUGUUGCAGUUUUAUUAUUGUAUGAUUAACAGUAUAUAGCCAAAUAAAUGUUUAGGAAUUUA
Messenger RNA from Mercenaria mercenaria, 4469 nucleotides. RefSeq names its product protein phosphatase 1 regulatory subunit 7-like. Gene Ontology annotation, molecular function: protein binding. Lineage: Eukaryota; Metazoa; Mollusca; Bivalvia; Venerida; Veneridae. The transcript is spliced from 9 exons. Bases 78 to 1106 code for a protein of 342 amino acids. The record is from RefSeq and is a predicted model, not a curated record.